ACAAUCGUGGUACUGUGUGUAUGAAAAUAUAAAAAUUUUAUAUGAGUACGUGCUGCUUGAUAGUUACUAGUAAAUCUGAAUAAUUGUAGUAAGUACAGAUUUAUUUGGAAAGAAAGUGAAAUAAAUGAUUUUUAUGACUGUAUACAGUUUACUACAUAAAUGCAUAUUACUUGUUAUCAUGUCUAACAUUGGUUAAUUUUUAAUCUUAACCUUAAACUUAACCUUAAAGUCAAUUGAGUCAACGGCCCAACAUGGAAAAUCAAAACGCUAUGACAGUUAAAAGCAAUAAUCCUGCUCCCACAGUGGAACAGAUUAAUGCUGAUCGUAUAACACAGCUUGCAAAUAAAUAUUGGGCACCACAUACUAUAGAUUCACAUCUUCCAUUCAGUUCACAAAUAGUAGAAGAUAUUUACAUCCAAGAAAUAUGUGCAUCUAAAUUUUCUAUUCGAAGAAUUAUGAUGUUAGAGUUCAGUCAGUAUUUAGAAAAUUUUCUAUGGCCAUAUUACAAUACAAAAAUUGCAACUCGUGCUCAUACUAUGUCCAUUGUUGUUAUGGUGAAUGAAAAAUUUCGAGAACGUGUUCAAGUUUGGAAAGUAUUUGAGAAACUUCCAGAAUAUUUUUCUGAAUUUUUCCAAAAAGUCUUAGAGACAUGCCUUGAAGACAGUAUAAUGGACUUUGAUUUGAAAGAACAAACAGCACUGAUCGUUUUUUUGAAUCAUUGUUUUAAUUCCAUGGAAGUAUUAUUAGUUAGAGAAGAAGUAAAACGGCUGGUGUCAUUGUCCAUGUGGAUUUCAUUGCAACAAGGUCGUAGAGAAUUAGAGUUUAGGAAAUAUCCAAAGUGGAGAAAGUACUGGAAGGUUAUAAUGAAAAAAGAUAAUCCUGAAUGUAAAGAAAAGUUAGAGUGGGAACGUAAAUUUUUACACAGAUUAAUGAUAAAAUUUAUGACAAUAUUGGAAACAGUACCGGAGGAAGGACCACUCUUACCAGAUAAGGUACGAUAUUGUGAAAGGUUUCUUGAGUUAGUAAUAGAUUUAGAAGCUCUAUUACCAACUAGACGUUUCUUCAAUACUGUUAUGGAUGAUUGUCAUUUGGUAGUGAGAUGUCAGCUAUCCAAUUUAUUACAUCGUCCAGAAGGUGAAUUGUUUGGCCAGCUAUUAGAAAUGUUGAAGUUUUACGCGAGGUUUGAAAUCAAUGAAGAAAGCGGCGACCCCCUCACUGAUCACGAUAUGACACAAUUGCAUUACACUAAAAUUACUUCGCUUCAGAAAGCAGUUUUUGCGAAGUUCCCGGACUUACGAAGCUUUGCGUUGGCGAAUGUAGCGAGCGUUGAUACGAGAGAAGCUCUUUAUAAACACUUCGGGUUACUCAGUCAAGAGAAGCUAAGAUCAAUUGCAAGUUACCUCAGUUUGGUACCAUCGGAAGAACGCGAGAAAGAUGAGAAUUGGUACCGGUAUGAUAUAGACUUUCUUCGAGAACUUUUGAUUUCACGUCACGAGCGUAGAGCUUCUCAGUUAGAGGAGCUCAAUGAAAUGCCACUUUAUCCAACAGAAGAGAUCAUUUGGAACGAGAGUAUUGUACCGACAGAAUAUUUUUCUGGCGAAGGUUGUUUAGCUUUGCCAAAAUUGAAUCUGCAAUUUCUUACUCUGCACGAUUAUUUACUGAGAAACUUCAAUCUAUUUCGACUUGAAUCAACUUAUGAAAUACGGCAAGAUAUCGAAGAUGCUGUGAGCAGACUAAGCCCUUGGCGAGCCGAAGAUGGUGGUGUUUACUUCGGCGGUUGGGCUAGAAUGGCUCAACCUAUUACACAAUUUGCUGUAGUCGAGGUAGCGAAACCUAAUAUUGGCGAGAAAAGACCAUCCAGAGUACGUGCUGAUGUCACAAUAAAUUUAAGUGUUCGUAAAGAAAUUAAGUCUGAAUGGGAAAACCUCCGGAAACACGAUGUCUGUUUCCUCAUUACAGUUAAACCACAAAACCCAAUCGGUACAAAAUACAGUCACAAAGUACCUUUUGUACCACAAGUUGGAUUAACAACUGUACGAGGAUGUGAAGUUGAAGGUAUGUUAGAUUCAAACGGUAGAGUAAUCGAAGAUGGACCUGAACCACGCCCGAUUUUACCUGGAGAUACUCGCACGUAUAGAGUUUGGCUAGAUUGUAAUCAAUAUAGAAUUGAUAUGGAUAAUGCUAGCCAUGGUGGUGAAGAUGUAUAUGAAAGUUUUAACAUCAUAAUGAGACGUAAACCUAAAGAGAAUAAUUUCAAAGCAGUUUUGGAAACGAUAAGAGAGCUUAUGAAUACAGAAUGCGUCGUACCCUAUUGGUUGCAUGACAUAAUUCUCGGAUAUGGUGAUCCUGGUGCUGCUCGUUAUUCUAGAAUGCCAAAUGAAAUUGCAUCAAUGGAUUUCAAUGAUACAUUUCUUGAUAUAAAUCAUUUAAAAAAUAGCUUCCCUCAAUAUGAAAUUAAGGUUUCUACCAAUGAUGAAUCGAAAUUAGUACGUCCUUUUCGUUUAACAUUUGAAGAUGUACUUGCGAAACAUAAUGUUGAACCCGUAAAGAAAGUUAUCAAAAUUGAACCUCAUGUGCCACCCAGUAGAGGCCCUUAUAAAGCUAAUGAACCAAAAAAAAAUCAGAUUCCUUUUACACCAACGCAGGUCGAAGCCAUUCGUGCAGGUAUGCAACCAGGAUUGACGCUUGUUGUAGGUCCUCCUGGUACUGGUAAAACGGAUGUCGCUGUUCAAAUUAUAUCAAAUCUUUAUCAUAAUUUCCCGAAUCAGAGAACCCUUAUAGUUACACAUUCUAAUCAAGCACUGAAUCAACUUUUUGAGAAAAUCAUGGCACUUGAUAUAGAUGAAAGACAUUUAUUGCGUCUUGGUCAUGGCGAAGAAGCGCUAGAAACUGAGAAAGAUUUCAGCAGAUACGGUAGAGUUAAUUAUGUUCUAGCUAAACGUUUGGAUCUUUUAAUGGAAGUUCAAAGAUUACAGGAAUCUUUAAACGUAAAAGGUGAUGUCGCAUAUACAUGCGAAACAGCAGGACACUUUUUUAUGUAUCAAAUACUCACAAGAUGGGAACGCUUUGAAACCAGAAUUAAGCAAAGACAGGGGACAGGAAAUAAUGCAUCUGCUGCUUUUAUCAUAGAUGAGGAAUUUCCAUUUCAUAAAUUCUUUGACAAUGCGCCAAAACCAUUAUUUAAAAGAAAUUCGUAUGAAGAAGAUCUUGAAAUAGCAUGCAGUUGUUUUCGAUAUAUAGAGCGGAUUUUUGCUCAAUUAGAAGAGUUUAGAGCUUUCGAGUUAUUACGAUCUGGCUUAGAUAGAUCGAAAUAUUUAUUAGUCAAAGAAGCAAAAGUUAUUGCUAUGACUUGUACUCAUGCUGCUCUUAAAAGACGUGAACUAGUAGACAUGGGAUUUAAAUACGACAACAUUCUCAUGGAAGAAUCUGCUCAAAUUUUAGAAAUUGAAACUUUUAUACCGUUAUUACUACAGAAUCCACAAGAUGGAUAUAAUCGAUUGAAACGUUGGAUAAUGAUAGGAGAUCAUCAUCAGUUACCACCAGUUAUUAAAAACAUGGCUUUCCAGAAAUAUUCAAAUAUGGAACAAUCUCUUUUUGCAAGAUUUGUACGAUUGGGUGUUCCUACAGUUGACCUCGAUGGUCAAGGUCGUGCAAGACCCAGCAUUUGCAAUUUAUACAACUGGCGUUAUAAAAAAUUGGGCAAUCUUGCACAUGUGGAAAAUAGCCCGGAAUACUUAGUGGCAAAUGCUGGAUUCUUAUAUGACUUUCAACUUAUUAAUGUCGAAGAUUUCAAUGGAGUGGGUGAAAGUGAACCCAGUGCCUACUUUUAUCAAAAUCUCGCUGAAGCUGAGUAUUGCGUAGCUGUAUUUAUGUACAUGCGUCUUCUUGGCUAUCCAGCAGACAAAAUUAGUAUAUUAACUACUUAUAAUGGACAAAAACAUUUAAUAAGAGACGUAAUAAACAUAAGAUGUGCUAGCAAUCCUUUGAUAGGUCGACCAAAUAAAGUAACAACAGUUGAUAAAUACCAGGGUCAACAAAACGACUAUAUAUUACUAUCUCUUGUGAAAACUCGAGCUGUCGGUCACUUACGAGAUGCACGACGAUUAGUAGUCGCUAUGUCAAGAGCGCGUCUUGGCCUUUAUGUUUUUGCUAGAGUAUCUCUUUUUAACAACUGUUUUGAAUUAACACCCGCAUUUGCUCAGCUAAUGCAGCGGCCAUUAAAACUACAGCUUCUUCCUCAAGAACAUUAUCCUACCGAGAGACUUAAUAAUGCUAAUCUCUCUACUUCACCAAUGGAAAUUGAAGACAUGCCUCAUAUGGCUAAAUUUGUCUACGAUUAUUACAUAGAAAAAGUUAGUGGUAUAAAAGAAUCACAAAAAGUAUGGCAGAAACCAGGUAUGAUGCAAACACCUAACAGUCCAUCUUACAAAGUUCCUGCCCAUCCUGGAGCAGAUGAUGAUACGGAUGAUGAAGAAAUUAAUCAAAUGGAGGAUGAGCAGGAAAAUAUCAAAAAAGAAGAGAAUAAAGAACCAAAAUUUGAAUUAAUUAAAAAUUUAGUUGAGGACCUAACUUCGGAAAAUGAAGGCAGUGAUCGUUAGAGACAAGCUCAUACAUCUAUAAAUGAGCACUAAGUAAUAAUAAACAAAUAUUUUUACUAAAAAUACUCUUUUUUUAUUAAAAUUAUAUAUUAUUAUUACAUUGACAUGAUGUCGAAAGUUAUAGUAAGAUUAAAGAAUAUUUAUAUUUAUUAUAAAUAUCAUAUUCUGAUUUUCAUAUAUUUUAUGUAUUUUAUGUUCGCUUUAAAAAUGUUUUAGAUAAAUAGAUUCAUAUUUCA
This is a messenger RNA of Bombus impatiens (common eastern bumble bee), 4834 nucleotides long. Its product is annotated as RNA helicase aquarius. Gene Ontology annotation, molecular function: mRNA binding; helicase activity. Lineage: Eukaryota; Metazoa; Arthropoda; Insecta; Hymenoptera; Apidae. Gene Ontology annotation, cellular component: catalytic step 2 spliceosome. The transcript has 15 exons. The record is from RefSeq and is a predicted model, not a curated record. Gene Ontology annotation, biological process: mRNA splicing, via spliceosome. The coding region runs from base 252 to 4598 and encodes 1448 amino acids.